CGCGUUUCUUUCGCUCGAUUCCUUUCGCUUGUAUACUCGCGGCCUUGCGCCUGAUCCUGUGUGCAGUAGCCAAAGGAUGUCGUCGACUGUAGUAAAAAAUGUCGCGAAGAGUAGCAGCAGCGACGGCAGAGAGACUUGGUCGGGAAAACUUGAUUUUUUGCUGUCAGUUAUUGGUUUUGCUGUCGAUCUCGCUAAUGUGUGGCGAUUCCCAUACCUUUGCUAUAAGAAUGGUGGCGGCGCAUUUUUGGUUCCCUACUGCGUGAUGUUGGUAGUUGGUGGUAUUCCUUUGUUUUAUAUGGAACUUGCGCUUGGCCAGUUCAACAGAAAAGGUGCCAUAACGUGUUGGGGUCGAUUAGUGCCACUUUUGAAAGGUAUUGGAUAUGCAGUCGUCUUAAUUGCGUUUUACGUCGAUUUCUACUACAAUGUUAUUAUCGCCUGGUCGCUACGGUAUUUCUUCGCUUCGUUCUCCGGAUUGUUGCCGUGGACUACCUGCGAUAAUCCUUGGAACACACCAUUGUGCCGUGAAUUUGAUGCAAAUAUUACAUACGCAAUGGAGAAUACAAUAGCUGACGAAGUGAAUGAGAAUCUUGGAAACACUACACGGUUUUUGAUUGAUCAAACAUCGGAUAUAACCGUGGAUAGUCAGAGUGUAGCAGACAAUCAUACAGCGUAUACGAGCGCUGCUCAUGAAUAUUUCAACCGCGCUAUUUUGGAGCUGCAUGAAAGCGACGGCUUACACGAUCUAGGGGCUAUUAAAUGGGACAUCGCUCUAUGCUUACUCGUGGUUUACCUAGUCUGUUAUUUUUCUCUGUGGAAAGGAAUCUCGACUUCUGGCAAGGUAGUCUGGUUUACUGCUCUUUUUCCUUACGCAGUCUUGCUCAUUCUGCUGAUAAGGGGUGUCACUUUGCCAGGAAGUACCGAAGGAAUCCGUUAUUAUCUCAGUCCAAAUUUCUCCGCCAUUACAAAGGCAGAGGUAUGGGUGGACGCUGCAACACAGGUAUUUUUUUCUUUGGGACCAGGCUUCGGAGUGUUGCUGGCUUACGCAAGUUACAAUAAGUAUCAUAAUAAUGUUUACAAAGAUGCCCUCUUGACUAGCUUGAUUAAUAGUGCGACAUCUUUUAUCGCUGGAUUUGUUAUAUUUUCCGUACUCGGUUACAUGGCACAUGCCAGCGGAAAAUCCAUUCAAGAUGUUGCUACAGAGGGACCUGGUUUAGUCUUCAUUGUUUAUCCAGCAGCAAUCGCUACUAUGCCUGGUUCAAUGUUUUGGGCGCUUAUUUUUUUCAUGAUGUUACUCACACUUGGUUUAGACAGCUCGUUUGGUGGUUCGGAGGCGAUUAUAACAGCACUCAGUGACGAAUUUCCAAUAAUCGGCAACAAUCGUGAGAUUUUUGUUGCGUGCUUGUUUACUUUGUACUUUUUAGUUGGACUUGCCUCCUGUUCACAGGGCGGGUUUUACUUUUUUCACUUGUUGGAUCGAUAUGCGGCCGGAUACUCUAUGUUAUUUGCUGUCCUUGCGGAAACAAUUGCUGUUAGUUGGAUCUAUGGAACGGAUCGAUUUUGCGCAGAUAUCAAAGACAUGAUCGGUUUUUCGCCCGGUGUUUACUGGCGGGUGUGCUGGAAAUUUGUAGCACCGCUAUUUCUUAUGUUCAUUAUCGUCUACGGCCUAAUGGGUUACGAACCUUUAACAUACGAAGGCUACGUUUAUCCUGUUUGGGCAAAUGUAUUGGGUUGGCUGAUCGCAUGUUCUUCUAUUAUUAUGAUCCCGGGUAUGGCGAUUUACAAAAUCAUGAGCACACCCGGCUCUGUCGUUCAAAAGUUUAAGAUUCUGACGACUCCAUGGCGAGACACGCAGCACCAGAGGAACGAUUUCUCUUCAGUGGCAAAUGGUGCGAUUCGACGAAGUUUCAUGGCUGAGCAAGAUUUAGAAAUCACGAAGAAUCACGAGUUAACAAAAGAACAGACGGAGGUAAUGAUUCAACCUAGAGAGAAUGUGAAAGGGUGUGAUCCACCUCCAGAACCAGUCUAG
This is a messenger RNA of Odontomachus brunneus, 2026 nucleotides long. RefSeq names its product sodium-dependent dopamine transporter (gene DAT). Gene Ontology annotation, molecular function: dopamine:sodium symporter activity. The record is from RefSeq and is a predicted model, not a curated record. Gene Ontology annotation, cellular component: neuron projection; neuronal cell body membrane; presynaptic membrane. The coding region runs from base 77 to 2026 and encodes 649 amino acids. The transcript is spliced from 12 exons. Gene Ontology annotation, biological process: dopamine uptake involved in synaptic transmission; sodium ion transmembrane transport. Lineage: Eukaryota; Metazoa; Arthropoda; Insecta; Hymenoptera; Formicidae.